UGUCCAUGCAGUAUUUUCCAAAGCCUCAUGUAUUUGAAUUUCCAGAUUUUAGACCCUUUGAGAGCAAUGAUUACUGGAGCUCCACUGGAAGAUGCUCGUCAUCUUGCUCAACGUUAUAGUAAAAUGAGGCAGGAGGCGGAGAUACAGGCCACAGAAGUCUCCAGAAGGCAUGCACGAGUGAGGGAAGCUCCCAGUACUGAAAACUCUGCAAAACUGCAUGCUGCAGAGUCUAAAAUGCAAGAACUGAAAGCAAACAUGGCAGUUCUGGGUAAAGAAGCCACUACUGCAUUGGCUGCCGUUGAAGCCCAACAGCAAAGACUGACUUUUCAGAGACUUGUAGCAAUGGUUGAGGGGAAUAAGACGUUUCAUCAAAGAGUAGCUGCAAUAUUCAGUGAAGUUGAAGCUGAGAUGGUCUCUGAGAAACAAAGGAAAGAGUCUGCUCCUCCUGCAAUUUCACCAUAUGGACGCCCAGAGAAAACUUCGUACUUCCUGGCUGAAGUCAUGCAUCCUUUUAGUGCUGAAACAGAAAAGGAGUUGGGCUUGGAUGUGGGUGACUAUGUUGUAGUUCGGAAGGUGACUCAAUCGGGAUGGUCAGAAGGGGAGUGCAGAGGUAAAGCAGGAUGGUUUCCGUCGGCGUAUGUUGAGAAACGCCAUGGGCUUCCCACAAAUACGGUGGCUGCUGAAGUUUUCUAGUUCUCUUGUGUGUGUUCAUUUUUUAUUCAUAUGGGCAAACAAGUUUACAUAGCAUCACUAAAUAGAAAAGCCGUUGGUCCCUGUUACUUGCAAUAUUUGUAUGUAAAUGUUUGGUUUACCUUUCAUAAAAAGUAGUUUCCCUACUAUGACAUCAUUUAUUGAUUGAAAA
Messenger RNA from Macadamia integrifolia, 862 nucleotides. Its product is annotated as SH3 domain-containing protein 3-like. The coding region runs from base 28 to 693 and encodes 221 amino acids. The transcript is spliced from 6 exons. The record is from RefSeq and is a predicted model, not a curated record. Lineage: Eukaryota; Viridiplantae; Streptophyta; Magnoliopsida; Proteales; Proteaceae. Gene Ontology annotation, molecular function: protein binding.